ACUAGGCAGCAUGGUCUCCGACCUUAGCCUGUUCCAAACGGAACAAACGUACUAAAAAAAAAAAAAAAUGAUUGCCUAGUAUUAUGUGUUUUACAUUUUAUUAAAUUGUUAUUCAACAAAGAGGAAAAAAUAAAACAAAAAUUCCACAAAGUAAUAAGAACUAAAUAAAAAAUUAAUAUAUUUUUUUGUUUAUUUACAAUAGUACAAACGCAGUUAAUGCCUUAAUCUCUCAUGGAACAUAUUCGGCAAUUCGACUGGUGUUCAUCACAACGGGACUUUCAAUUCAUAACAGAGGAUGAUGUGGACAACUGUGUGACGGAAAGAAUACUGCGUAACAAAUUCCGUGACCCACUGAUUUCCAGCGACUCCGAGGAUGAAGGCCAGUCGAGUAUUCGGUUUGACUGGGAUCAAAUAUUUAAAAGAAAAAAUUUUGAGGAGCGCCAGUCGCGCUUGUACGUUCCAGGAAUACGACCCAUACCACCAUACCCAAAAUUGUCUGCACUCACAGCCCAUCAGCACUACCAGUGCCUCAAAGUGUUAUGUUCACAAUACCCUCACGUAUUGGACGAACAGUUCAUACCGAGACCUACCAAACAAGAUUACAAGGUUUGCCAAGAAUUACAAGAGGCAUAUGCAAAAGAACAGAAAGAAUAUUUGGAAUGGACCAAAACGCAAUGGACCAACAACCACUGCUCGCGAGCAUUACGCCCCAAACCGCCCAUAGAAAUGGUGUACGAAGCCGAAUACAAAUUGAAAGCUCACGAACUACAGUCCUUUCCGAAGGAAUAUGAGAUGGUCGCUCAAAUCCCUCUCGAAGCAAAGAACCAUAAAUGCAAUAUGAUUUUUGAUAAAGAUUUAAAAAGUGUGAACAUUACAGAGCUGCCACUACUCGAGUAUUCAAAAUUGUUACACAAGAAAACUGUUGUAUUGAAGCCGUGUCCAGUGCCGGAGCCUUGUAACAAGCAUCCAUACAGAUUUAUACUGCCAAACGAGGACUCGCCAAGCAUGCUGCCGCUGCGCGAGGUGCACACUUCCCUGGCACACUGGGCCGCCGCUGCGGGGGGCGCCGCCGUGCUGGCCGGCGACGCGGCGCUGCGGGCCCUGCUGUCCCCGGCGCGCUGGCGGCUGCCGCUCUCCGUCUGCCCUACCAUCGGACAAGAUGGCGAAGCUUGCAACGUCAUAAUAUUGGACAACGAGUUCAGCAUGGCGCGCGAGCCGGCGCAGACGCGUACCUACAAGGCCUUAAGAUAUUUAUUGGAAAAUGCACUGUUGCC
Messenger RNA from Galleria mellonella (greater wax moth), 1274 nucleotides. RefSeq lists its product as uncharacterized. The transcript has 7 exons. The annotation marks the transcript as partial. The record is from RefSeq and is a predicted model, not a curated record. NCBI's taxonomy places the organism in Eukaryota, Metazoa, Arthropoda, Insecta, Lepidoptera, Pyralidae.